Molecule: messenger RNA, 2271 nt
Organism: Protomyces lactucae-debilis
Lineage: Eukaryota; Fungi; Ascomycota; Taphrinomycetes; Taphrinales; Protomycetaceae
Exons: 2
Coding region: 1-2271 (756 amino acids)
Source: RefSeq, a predicted model, not a curated record
AUGAAGGCUUCACUCAGCUGGACUGCGGUGGCUCUAUUCAUUCUCGAUGCGCGAGCAGCGAUUGAAACACUUGAACAAGCAAGAACAAGGAUCCUGCUCGAGGAAGCAUCGAGAAUGAAGCGACAAUACUAUGGUUACUUCGGUCCUCCUGCUGGAUCUAUCGCAGUGCCUCGCGAUUGUCUGCCUGGACCCCUUUCGCCUCAACAACUCAGUCAACUUUCCGGUCAACUAGGUCCUAUGUAUCAAGUACCCUCAAAUGGUUCUUCGAUGACAGCAAGAACAUCGAGAUCGUUUCCUCCUUCCUCCGCCGCUUCUUGCGGCGACACUGUGUUUGUCGGUGAUAUCGGACCCUAUCGCACACAAGAAUAUGGCAACUACAAUGGAAAAUGGGUUCCAUGGUGGAUGGAGCCUCAUACAGGCAUAACUGCUUCGACGACAGUCAUUGAACAAGCAUGUCAAGUAGGAGUUCGGUCCUGCGGCUAUAGUCCACAGUUUCAGAGGUCACAGACGCCAAACUACAUCGAUCGCGGAUCACUCGCACCCAUGCAGACCUUUACUUGCAAUUCUCCCAUCACCAUUGCCAUCGGACAGAGACCAUUUCCUCAGGCGCAAUUCCUGGAUGGCCGUACCUGCAUCGUUGCAGCAGAUCUCGUCUACACAUAUGACGCUCAGGACACAGACGACGAGUAUGUUUUGGACGGAGUGCUGGUCCCCGGCCAGCGACCUGUGGAAACUGUCACCAGGGGCUAUUACCAAUCUUAUGCACAGUGCAAUACUACAAGAACAUUCUAUAGCUCGCUGAGCCUGGUGUCUUGUCCAGACCCAGUUGCUGGCGGCUUCACCAACCCGCUGAUCGACCCACGGGCACUCAAAACACAACCUAUUGAUGUCCCAACGAUCCAACUUCAAGCGGUGGCCUUGCCCACGCCACCCAGUCUGAGACCCCCUCCUCUCUUGAUACCCAGUCCUAAUCUUGGUGGAACUGAAUCUGGCUCUGGCAGCAAUUCAGGAAUUGGUGGAAGUGGUGGAGCCGCUCCUGAGCUAAUCCCAGCUCCUGAUCCGGCUCCUACACAAGCUGCAAGCUCGCCAGCUAUUGACAAUGGUUCUGGUUCUGGUUCUGGUUCUGGUUCUGGUUCAGACUCAGACUCAGGCUCAGGCUCAGGGUCAGGCUCAGGUUCUGUGCCACCAACAGGCGACAGUGGGUCCGUUGCACCUGUCCAGGCAAACAAUGUUGCUCCUGCAGGCGGCGGCGGCAGUUCUGCUGCUGGAUCAGGUAUCGCUUCCGGCAGCGGGCAGACAAACGGUAAUAGCAACAGCAACAAUGGCAAUGGCAAUGGAGCUGUAGCAGGUACUGACAGCUCGGUCAACAAUGGUGGCUCGAAACCGGUAGCCAAUGCAGCUGCGGGCGACGGGCAGGUCUCGACCAACAAUGGCGUUUCGGCCGGCACUGCGCCUGGUAUUAGCGGAAAUAGCGCCCAAGCCGCGCCAGUCGCCGGCAGUGCUGGUACGUUCGCCUCAAGUCCUGGAAGCGGCCAGGCAGGUUCAUCUGGGUCAGGUGUAGGUAUCGCAUCUGGCAACACUGGCAGCCAAAACUCGGGUCUCGCAGGAUCCACAGGCAACACGGUUUCAGAUGGUAGCGGUCCAGUCAACGGUGAUGUACAGCGCAGCGGGGUCCUUGCCCAAUCGUUGCCCGAAGGAGCCUUACCCAUUGCACCAGCUCUGGUUUCUUCGGCCAGUAAUGCGGCAACUGCUGCGUCUCAAGCACUCGCCGCGGCAGGCAUUACACCCGCCCCUAAGCAACAGCAAUUCACUGAUGCCGCAGGCGCGAUAGGCAAUUUGCGGUCUGCAUCAAGCCAGUUGGCAUCAGUAGCAAGCACUGCUACUGGAAGUGCCUUGAGCUCUAUUCGUGCCGCUCAGUCUUCCAUCGCCGCUGUACUUUCUUCCGUUGACGCAGUCGUCGCCACUGCAAGUGUAUCGAUAGCCAGAACAACGACCAAUGCGCAAGGGUCGCGCAUCACUACAUCAUUGCUGGCCGCCGCGACUGCUCUUUCUUUGCGUACUUCUCUUUCAACAAACAGUGCUGGCAUUGUUUCUACCGUCGUAGAGACGGAUAUUCUUACGAGCUCACCGAGCGCGACAGUGCAAGCAUCUGUCAGUGCCACUCGUUCUUCUACAUCUAGAGCAGGUGCUCAAUUGACUCAUACUUUCCACGGCACACACCUGUCGGCUGCCAUGUAUGGGCUGUUUGUCUGGUGUUUGGCUCACUUUUAA